CGUGAUGCCUCAAAUUAGUACAAAUCUGGAACUUUCUUGACUGGAAUAAGAGAAAAGACAUCUGUCAAUAUCAAUUUUACUGACAAAACCCCUAAUCGGACCAAACCCUAGUUUAUACCGUAACCGGAUCCAGACCCCCGAAAGCCAAUCAGUUUUUUCUUUAGCAAUGGAGGUGGGUAGUGUCAGUUCCUUGGAGAGGACCUUUCGGGCAUGCUCUGUUGCGGAAGCUAUGGUGGUGGAGACUGCUGUUUCUGCUUGGAAGUCUCUUGCUUGCCUACUCUUUGUGGCUGCGUCAUUGCUGAAUGAUAUCAAUGCAUCCAUAGAGUUAACUGCGGUGGAUGAGAGGUUUCCCUUUGAUGAACUUUUCAAGAUGAAACGCCCUGAUGCAGAAAACAAAGAUGCUAGUGAUACAGAUGAUGAUGAUGAAGACGAUGAAGAGGAAAAUGUAGAUGAUCAGGAGGACGAUGGUGGUGAAGAAUUCUCAGGGGAUGAGGGGGAGGAGGAAGGAGAUCCUGAGGAUGAUCCUGAAGCCAAUGGAGAAGGAGGAAGUGAUGAUGACGAUGAUGACGACGACGACGAUGAUGGUGAUGAAGAUGAUGAAGAAGAAGAUGGAGAGGAUGAAGAAGAGGAAGAAGAGGAGGAAGAAGAAGUUCCCCAGCCACCUGCUAAGAAGAGAAAGUGAGAGUAACUGUAGGUCUUGUGUUCCCAGUUGGGUAGGUAGCUUUUAGUAGGGGGGAAGGAUUCAGAUUGUCAGUAUGCAUAGAGUAGAAUUUACCAUACGUGUUCUGAAUGAACCUCUGUUUCAGUACCAAGGUGUGAUAUUGUCACAAAUUAUUGUGGAUGUAUAAUGUUUUAUUUUUCCUAAAUUAGUGGCUCUUUUGUUUUAGUUAGCGGCA
Jatropha curcas is the source of this 896-nucleotide messenger RNA. RefSeq lists its product as uncharacterized. The record is from RefSeq and is a predicted model, not a curated record. Lineage: Eukaryota; Viridiplantae; Streptophyta; Magnoliopsida; Malpighiales; Euphorbiaceae.